AUGGCGGAACACGUUGAGGCCGCAAAGCAGGCAUGGCACCAAGCCCAGAAGCUUCGCAAGCAUCUGCAGAAGGAGGUUGACAAGCUCAAGACUGAUACCGACGGCAAUGAGCUCAAGCAUUUCGAGGUCUUGGAAAGCGUCAUUUCUUCCCUCCGAUUAGCCUGCCUCCACGUCAUAUUCCAUGACUUCGAAUAUUCUGCGGCCGAGAAGGUCGAAGCCAACCUCUGGCAAGCCCACGGUCUUGUCAACACCGAAUAUCGAAAGGUUCUGGGCAAGCUGAGAACAUCGCAACUCGCCGUCCAGAAGCGCAAGUUGGACAGGAUGUACAGCGGCUUUCUUAAGACGGCGCAAAAAUUCUACGUGGCGUUCGUCCAGCGCAUGUCAGCCGUCUACCCGAUCCCUGAGCUUCAGCGCAUUGCCGAGGGGAUCAAAGCCGAAAAGUUGGCAGAGGAGAACCCCAUGGCCAACACCACGCCUGCCGUUCGCCAGAUAAUCCUGAAAUACGUCCAUCUGGUACUCAUCCACCUCGGCGACCUUUCUCGAUACCGGAUGCAAGCGCGCCACAAGGUCCCGAGCUACGAAGCAGCCUUGACAUACUACUCUCUCGCCCACGACAUCCUUCCCAAUUCCGGCUUCGCUCACCACCAGAUGGGCAUCAUCUACUUGGAUGAGAGAAAGCACCUGGAUAUCAUCUAUCACUUUUACCGCGCCAUGGCAAUUCAAGAUCCUCAUCCAAUGGCGGCGCACAACCUUGAAGCAGAGCUCAAGAGCGCAUCGGCGCCAAGUGCGCCGGCCCGUCGUACAGGCCCUCCUGAUCCUCAAGAGGCCUUUGUGACCUGGUUCGUAAAGCUGCAUUCUCACUUCAGCAAAGGAGAGCCAUUCCCUCAACAUGAGGGGCUUGAGAAAGAAGUCAUCAACCAUCUUGAGAUGGCCAUCAAGGCUCCCAAUACCCAGGGAAUCCUUUUGAAAAUGGUUUUGCUCAACAUGUCCGCAUUCUACGUCUAUAACAACAAGGCGAAGGGUGACUGGGCCACCACUGCUUUCCGAACGUCUCAGUUUCUUCUUCGCCUGAACGCUCGUUUCUUUCUGACGUUUUGCAAGUUCCUUAAGAAGGAAAUGGAAAAGCUUCUCGAUCAACAAGCAAGUGGCGAACAAGAGAGCGUUGACGAUAAAGCCACAACCUCGACAGAGAACACUCUCCCGUUUGUGCGCUUGUAUGCAGCUUGGCUGGUGGCGUGCCGUGCCGAGAUUGUGAACGCCCAAGAGACCCCUGAGCUGUUCAUCAAGGACAUGUACAGAGGGUUCGCCAAGGCACUGACUUCUCUCUGUGAGAUGUACGGAAACGAAGAUCUUAAGCUCACCCCGUACUUGCUUCCCGAGGACCAGGAAGCUAUAGGAAUGCUCCCUCUUUGCGACCCAAGAUUGCCGGAUAAUUGCCGUCUCAACUACGACGAGGAUACUGGAAAUCUGAAGCCUCAAAUCCAGCACUAUAGUGGCCAGCCGUUCGGCACUCUUCAAGAGAUCUUCUCUAGGGUGCUGCACACGAUCAAAUGUGGUUUCUUCCUCGCCAACGACGAUCCCAAGUUUCCAUUCUCCUACACUUCUUCGCCAAGGGGGCUCACAUUCAAGUACGAGGAUAACUACACGCCGAAGCCUUUGGCGGCUGCAACAGCUUCCCAGCCUACGGCGGAGCAAAGCUCUGCCGCGAACGUUCCUACGACGCACCACAACGAUUCCCAACGGACAGGCCUUGUCAGAAACGCGACCCCGACUGCUGUAUUACCUGUACCGCCUCAAGCGGCAGCUCCGCCACUGGUGCAGUCGCACCCUACUCCCGGCCGCGGCAAAGCGCAGGGCCAGUCAGAUUACGACUUCAGUUCUGACGCCGACAUGCUUCACAUGGUUAAUGACUUCCUGAUGCCUCCUCAGGCCCACGUCUCUCCUGCAGAGAGCCAUGAGGACACCACGUACGGAAUGAACUCAGCCAUGGCCAACGAGGUAUUCGGUGUGCCCCCGACCAACAGCCCGCCCGCCCUCGGAUCCGCCACAGCAAAAACGUUCCCGAGUCUUCCGUGGAACAUGAUCUACACCCCGACACCCCAGAGCAAGAACCCAGAGCUGACGCCUCCAGACCGUGCCGCCAGGGAUGCCGCUAGGAGGUCAUUCGAUGGCAGUGCUGGCGUCAAGAGGACUGUCCAGCCCUCGGGCACUCCAAUGCUUGAUGAUCCCUUGGGAGAGGGACGAGAGAACCCGUACAUGGCUCGGCAACAACAGCGUCCGUAUGCUAGUACACCCGAUAUCAGUGCCCAUCAGGACCGCCUUCUGCAGGCCUUUGGCAAGCAACCUACCGACUCGAGAUCCAUGAGCCGUGACUUCUCUGGAUCAGGUGGUUAUGGACUGUGGCCGAUCCCGUACGGGGAAGUCAACCCCAAUGCUUUGCAGCCCAGAGCGGCAGCCACCCACAGCCGUUCGUUGAGUGGAUCCCGUCCUCAAUUCCCCCAGAGCCCCAACAUGGUUCAGAGGGGAGAGACCUUCUCGCCGGCUUCGGGGACUCAAUUCUCCAAUAUCAGCAGCAUCUACCAGAGCACGCCAUGCAACGGGAUAGCGUACACCGCGACCACUGCUUUUGGACGAGGCCCGAUCGCGGACAUGCGUGAGGACCCCACGCAUUACAAGAACUUGGUCAGACAGAACGGAGGUGCCGCUACUGACGGAUACACGGCCGGAUACAACGACAUGAUUCUCCAGUCCGCGAUGGCUGACGAAGGCAAGCGCACUUCGGGCCAGAACAUGCGUCGUUGA
Molecule: messenger RNA, 2802 nt
Organism: Colletotrichum orchidophilum
Lineage: Eukaryota; Fungi; Ascomycota; Sordariomycetes; Glomerellales; Glomerellaceae
Product: telomerase activating protein Est1
Exons: 4
Coding region: 1-2802 (933 amino acids)
Biological process (GO): nuclear-transcribed mRNA catabolic process, nonsense-mediated decay
Cellular component (GO): telomerase holoenzyme complex
Molecular function (GO): telomerase RNA binding; telomeric repeat DNA binding; protein binding
Source: RefSeq, a predicted model, not a curated record